AAUAGUUUGAGAAGUGUUAUAUCGGUUCCAGGGAUACAAUCAGAUUCAACGUUGAGGCAGGCGCAUUAAACCUUUUCCCAUUAAGAUGGCGCUGCCUACGCAGCUGGGCUUCUGCGUGGUGUAAGGCGUGUAGGCCUUGAUUGGGCCGAAGCAAAUCUCACCGUAACAUGUUAGCCACAGAAUGCAUCCCCAUCCCAAGCCUCUCAGGGCGCAGGCUCCGGCGAACCCAACCCUAGUCCGGUAGCCCCCGACGCCGCCCCACCGCGCCGACGCCGCGCAUCCUCCCCGCGGCCCUCGGAGGCAUCUCCUCGCCCGUCGUCCCUCGGCGCCUCGCCAUCGCCGGCGGUCUGCCUCCGCUGCUCGGCGGCUCGCCCGACGCACCCACGAGUAUCUUCCCCUUCCCUGGCGUAAAAGAAAAUCUCCCGUCUCGUCUCCUCCGCUCUUUGCGCCGUCUCGCUGCUGAACAGGGGAGGGGCGGCGAUCUCCAUCUGCCGAGCAGAGCAGGAGAGGGGAUCCUGGUCAUCAUUUGUUGAAAAAUGGCCACAGAAGAUACUUCUCACAUUUCUGGUAGUUCUGAGUCAACAAUUCCAUUGCUAGAACAGCUUGCUGAAGUAUUUGGCAAGCUGAAAUCUCACACAGAAACAUCCUUGCAAUUGCAAAACGGCAUCAAUUGGGAAGAUAUCAAAGCACAUUUCCUGAACCUUGAGAAGUCGUACAAAAGUAAGUGCGAUGAACUUGCAGAGAAGCAGAAGGCAUUAGAAGAAAAGAAAGCUGAAUCCUGUAGGCUUAUUGCAGAGAAGGAAGCUAAUGUUUCUGCAAAAGAGCGUGCUUUCCUGAACCAGUUUCAGGAGCUAAGGGAUACAGCUGUCUCUGCCCUUUCAGAGGUGCGACAAAAAUAUAAGGUGGAGCUUGCUGGUAUACUUGAUGCCAAUGGAAGCAAAGAUAAAAAGGUAAGAACCUCAACCAAUGACAUGAAUGCGUUGUGUGCUUCAGAGGAGAAUACAACUGCUAGUGGGCUGGGUGAACCAUCUGAAGCUUCACCUGUUGAUGUUAAGCCACGUCCUGUAUUGAAGCAACUAUGUGAGCAGAUGGAUACAGCAGGCCUUCUGAAAUUUCUUUCAGAAAAUUGGAAAAAACUUUCUAGCCUUCGUGAUGAACUUUCUGCUGCACUAAGAUGUGCUACUGACCCUGCACGCUUUGUGCUUGGUUCCUUGGAGGGUUUCUUCCCAUCUGACCAUACUAGUUCACCUGGGAAUAAACAGAUUAUUCUCCAAGGCCAGCGUAGAAGCUGCAUUAUUUUGAUGGAAGCUAUAACACCUGCACUAGCUACGAAGGAGCCAGGUGACAACCACCCUUGGAGCUCUGAAAUUAGGGAGCUGGCCAAGGCGAUUGCAGAAGAGUGGAAGAGUAAGCUAGCUGAGGUUGACCUCGAUGCUUCUGAUGGCUACUCAUUGGAAGCACAGGCAUUCCUGCAGCUUCUUACAACAUUUAAUGUUGAUUCGGUGCUUGACGAGGAUGAACUAUGCAAGCUUGUAGUUGCCGUCUCUCGUCGCAAGCAGACUGCUGAGCUUUGUCGCUCCCUUUGUCUUAAUGAGAGAAUACCAGAUAUUAUCAAGGAAUUGGUUAAUAGACACAGGCAAAUUGAUGCAGUUCAAUUUAUACAUGCCUUUGGGCUUUCUGAGAGCUUCCCUCCUGCACCUCUGCUGAAGACAUAUGUGGAGGAAUUAAAAGAUUCACUUGGCAAUAAUGGGGAUGGCAACGCGGCUUCUCUGAAGGAUGACCCAAAGACUCGGGAACUACUUGCAUUGAGGGCUGUAAUAAAAUGCAUUGAAGAGUAUAAGCUUCAGAAGGACUAUCCUCUUGGACCUCUCCAGAAGCGUGUUGCUGAGCUAAAAUCUAAGGGUGAGAAAAGGCCAUUGGAAGCUGGGCGCCAUAAUGCAAAGAAGCCUCGCACUUUCGGCAAUUCAGCUGCUCGCAGGCCACCAAAUCCUGUUGGUUCAGCUGGUCGCAGACCUUCAGGCCCGGCUGGUACUUGGCAGCGGCCCCCUCCACCAAUGCCUUCCUAUCCUGAUCGAUAUGGACAUGCAGAUCGGUACCAUUACACUGCACCCUCUGCAACAUAUGAUCCUCCUGCUUAUGCUUCUUACAGCGAACCAUACAGUGCCUCAAAGCCAUACCAGUACACACCAGGCUCAGUAGCUCCUGCAUCAUACAACUCGAAUCAGUUCAAAGUAGCUUAUGGUGGACCUGGUGCCCCGCCAACAGCAGGCGGCUACGGAAGCUACAACGAUGCAGCAGGGCAGUCUACUUCGAGUAGCUAUUCGGGUUAUUCUGGUUACCACCCUUCACUACCAAGGUUAUAACUUGCAUUUGCUAUGCUACGCUGGUUAUGAUAAAGCACAAUCUGGCUAUCAAUCUCGUUCAGAGUUCAGACCCCAGAUGUAACCUUUAGAUAUACUCUAGUGGAUUUUGUAGCUGUAACUGGUGUAGAUCUUGAUCUUCCAAGGCUGGUCGUGUGAGAAGCCGGUCGAUUUUAGAGACUUUUUUUUUGUCCUGCUACAUGUAUCCAGUUGAAUACUGUUGCGUGUACCUAACCUGUUUUGAAUAUUCUCCAUGUUCAGUCUUCUGUGACUAACUACUAAGAUUGGCUCCAUUUUAA
Molecule: messenger RNA, 2659 nt
Organism: Oryza sativa Japonica Group (Japanese rice)
Lineage: Eukaryota; Viridiplantae; Streptophyta; Magnoliopsida; Poales; Poaceae
Product: FRIGIDA-like protein 3
Source: RefSeq, a predicted model, not a curated record